Messenger RNA from Trichobilharzia regenti, 969 nucleotides. Lineage: Eukaryota; Metazoa; Platyhelminthes; Trematoda; Strigeidida; Schistosomatidae. The record is from the annotation of a GenBank genome assembly.
AUGGAAUCGAUGUUCAUUCCAGAACCUGUGGUAUCUAUGUCUAUUAAGCCGACAAACAAAUCAACUGUUGAAUCGUUUAGUAAAGGUUUAGCCCGAUUUACACGUGAAGAUCCAACCUUUGUUCUUUCACAGGAUCCAGAAACUGGUGAAUCAUUGGUAUCCGGUAUGGGUGAAUUACACCUAGAAAUCUAUGCUCAACGUUUAGCUCGAGAGUACAAUUCACCAUGUGUAUUAGGUAAACCUCGUGUGGCGUUCAGAGAAACGCUAUCCGAACCAUUUGAAUUUGAUUAUCUUCAUAAACGUCAAUCUGGUGGAGCUGGUCAAUAUGGUCGAGUAAUCGGUAUCCUGGAGCCUUUACCACCUGACUCUUAUACAAAAUUGUUAUUUUCUGAUGAGACAGUUGGUACACAUGUCCCAAAAAAUUAUGUCCCUGCCAUUGAAACUGGUUUUCGUAAUGCAUGUAAUUCAGGACAGUUGGCUGGACAAAAAGUUACCGGAGUAAAAUUUCGUCUACAAGAUGGUGACCAUCAUAUGGUGGAUAGUAGUGACUGGUCUUUUCAACAGGCUGCCGAAGGUGCUAUGAAACAAGCCAUGGAUGAAGGAAAAUGGUUAAUAUUAGAACCAAUUAUGUAUGUUGAAGCAACUGCACCAACGGAGUUUCAAGGCGCUUUAAUUACUAUUGUAACACGACGUAAUGGUCUUAUCGUCAGUACUGAAACCAAUGAAUGUGACGCUAUCAUUCAGGCUGAGGUACCAUUGAAUGAAAUGUUUGGUUUUGCUGGUGAAUUACGCAGUCUAACCGAAGGGAAAGGUGAAUUUUCUAUGGAAUAUCUAAAGUAUUGUCCAGCACGACAAGCCACUACAGACACACUAAUUCAAGAGUAUGAAGCAGCUGUAGAGGCGAAAUUGAUUGCCAGUGGUAAAAAAAAUGUAACUACUGAUUUGUUGGUAACGAGAAGGAUCGUUUGA